AUGCCCUUCGGGGUGCUCUUGUCGAAUUUGCAAGUCGUCAGCAGUAUGUUCGCUGUCCCUCUUUCAAGAUAUGUUGUUGCUACCCUUGCUGGCAUCGUAGGUGUCAUGUUUGCAGCGUAUUGCAUUUAUUUCGACAAUAAGAGGCGAAGCGAUCCUGAUUUUAAGCGGAAGCUACGCGAAAGUACUACUUUGCUCUUAGAGAGCAAUUCAAAAACAACAGCAGAAGACGAAGAGAAAUCCCGCUGCUGUAAGGCUUUUGGCGCGCUUAUGUUUCUGACGAGAUGGUGUAAAAUUUUGUUGCUUCAGAUCCCGAAUUUCGCGGACCCCAACGAUCUUCAGGCGUUUUUCUUACAAGAGGUACAACUUGGCGAAGAACUCCUGGCAGAAGGUGAUUCGGAAUCGGCGGUUGAUCACCUCGCUAACGCUGUUACACUUUGUGGACAGCCCCAGCAUCUGUUGACGGUGCUGCAUUCUUCGCUGCCUCCGCCGAUUUUUGCACUUUUAGAGGAACGUUUACCGGACGCAGCAAAGGUUAGUAAUGGAAUUAUAUACUCAUGAAU
Messenger RNA from Soboliphyme baturini, 560 nucleotides. The record is from the annotation of a GenBank genome assembly. Lineage: Eukaryota; Metazoa; Nematoda; Enoplea; Dioctophymatida; Soboliphymatidae.